CAAAUCAACUUCCGCCCGCCAUGUUGCAGUGAGACAGCGAGAUUUCCGAGGAAAAAGUUAGCGCUUUCGGUUUAGUAGCAGUCAUGCUGUCCACACAGGCUUUUGGAGAAAAUGGAAAGAUGAAGGAGUAUCACUACACCGGACCUGUAGAGCACAAAUUCUCCCCUUAUGCUUAUAAUGGAGGGACUGUGCUGGCAGUGGCCGGAGAAGAUUUUUCUAUAGUGGCCUCAGAUACACGUCUAAGUGAGGGCUACUCGAUCCACAGCCGAGACUCUCCGAAGUGCUAUAAACUGACAGACCAGACGGUGAUCGGCUGCAGCGGAUUCCACGGGGACUGUUUGACGUUGACCAAAAUCAUUGAUGCAAGGCUCAAGAUGUACAAGCAUGCAAAUAACAAGACCAUGACAAGCGGCGCUAUUGCUGCAAUGCUCUCAACGAUUCUGUACGGCAGACGUUUUUUCCCAUACUACGUUUACAACAUAAUUGGUGGGCUGGACGAAGAAGGUCGAGGUGCAGUGUACAGUUUUGAUCCAGUUGGAUCCUACCAGAGGGACGCUUACAUCGCAGGUGGCUCAGCAAGCGCAAUGCUGCAGCCCCUGCUUGACAAUCAGAUCGGAUACAAGAACAUGGAAAAUGUGGAGAGGUUGCCGCUGUCGCAGGAAAAAGCCAUACAGCUGGUUAAAGACGUGUUCAUAUCAGCUGCAGAGAGAGAUGUCUACACUGGAGAUGCCCUCAAGAUCUGCAUCAUUACCAAGGAAGGCAUCCGGGAGGAGAAUGUACCACUCAGGAGAGACUAACAGGCCUACAUGACUAUGCCAGAAACUGGCCUGCUUUUUCUUUUCUGGAAUUAAUAUGUUCACUCUCAAUUCUACAUACUGAUUUAUUGUUCUUUUUGUAUUCUUGCUCAAGAAUAAAAAAUACUAAAUAGUCACAA
This is a messenger RNA of Hemibagrus wyckioides, 934 nucleotides long. RefSeq names its product proteasome 20S subunit beta 1 (gene psmb1). Gene Ontology annotation, cellular component: proteasome core complex. Lineage: Eukaryota; Metazoa; Chordata; Actinopteri; Siluriformes; Bagridae. The transcript is spliced from 6 exons. The record is from RefSeq and is a predicted model, not a curated record. The coding region runs from base 84 to 797 and encodes 237 amino acids.